AGCGUCAUGUUUACUGCUACUCGAGUUUUUCGUGCAGUGAUUACAUCCUUCAGUGGAAAGGGUAGAUUUCACUCAUGUCAGACUGUCGCCGAGUUUGUGAAAGAAGGUUAUUUUUCUGAACUCAUUCCAACAAAUAGCGAAAAGUAUCUGCACGAGGCACAAGACAGUUCUGUUUACCUUGGCAUUGAUCCUUCUGCGCCCAGCCUUCAAGUAGGAAAUCUGGUCGCAAUUAUUGGAUUACUGCGCUGUCACCUGCUUGGUUACGGUGUAAUCGCGGUUAUAGGGACCGGCACGGCGUCCAUCGGAGAUCCCAGCGGACGAGUCGUAAAACGCUCAGUUCAAACGACCAAUCAAUAUGAGGUUAAUGCGGCUGGUAUCGAACAAGAUUUGCAACGUAUAUUGCGAAAUUAUCGGGAUCAUUUUUUACCCCGCAUGUGUACUCAUACGCAUCUUAAAUCAAUCAAUGUACUCCGAAAUGGUGAUUGGUUAAACGCUGUCGGAUUCACAGCAUUCUUAAACGAAUUUGCCCACCACCUACGCGUUCCCGAACUCUUAGAGAAAGAAAGUGUCAAAGUUCGCCUUGCAAGUGGGAAGGGGAUGGACCUAAGUGAAUUCCUCUACCCGGCGUUGCAGGCGAUGGAUUUUGCUCACCUGCAUACCAAUUACAACUGUCGCAUUCAGAUUGGCGGCCAAGAUCAGUUGGGUAACAUUCAUGUUGGACUCACGAUGCUGCAACGCAAACUGGGGAAACACGCGUUCGGGCUCCUCGUUCCACUGCUCACCACACCGGAUGGUAAAAAGUUUGGGAAGUCUGACACUGAUCCGGGCUCAGAAUCGACCAUGUUAUGGCUCUCCAAAGAAAAAGUGCUUCCAUUUCACUUGUUUCAGCGCAUCCUCAAUCUUCCUGACAAUAUGGCUUCGACACGUCUGCUGCGCCAACUCACAUUCCUAUCGAGGGAAGAGAUAGACAGCCUGAUGAUGGAACACAAGCUUUCGCCGGAUACUCGGCCGGUUCAAAGAGCCAUCGCUCGGGAGGUUACACUACUCGUUCACGGAAUUGAUGCAGUUCGUUCCACGGAGUUGGCCACUCGUGUGCUAUUCCCUAAAACGCGACCUGAUCCUCCUCACGCCGAACACGACGUACCUAGUUCCUCACUUGACGCACUGUCCACUGACCUCAAUCCGACAGAGCGUGACUAUUUGUUGAAUUAUCUGGAUCCAUCUGCCGGGCUGUUGCCCGUUAUCCAUACUGAUCUCCCUCCUUCUACAUCAUCCGAUCUUGGAUCGUGGUUGCGAAACAUCCUUCUGUCGAUUAACAAGGACGCGAACACGUCAGCUACUCUGCGGUUGUGCAUACAAAAGGGGGUUUUUCUGAAUGAUCUAACUUUGUUAAAACCUGACAGUACUAUCUCAAGUUCGAUCAUCCCGGACGAACUCGGCAUUUUCCAAGACCCGAUCUUGUGCGACGCCAUCACCAAAGCCCUCAGUCGGCGCUCUGAUGCAAGCGGUGUAAACGUCCUCCGCGUGGGCCGACACGACCGCUGGUUCCUGGUAACUCGCCAACAACGGACUACUUCGCGCUACCCCGUAGCAAAAGCACGUGAGAUCUAAUUGGUGCGUCCGCCGGGGCACACACACACUGUAAAAAUGUUACCGCUUCUACUUCUCCCCCAUAGCACAACGCAAUAACGAUCCAUCUUAUCCGCUGUUUUUUUCUCUCCAAUGGGUACUAAUUUGGACAUGUCACUCCAUGGUGUCAUCGGCAUUGAACUUCUACAGCCUUGAAUCCGGAAUAAUUCGAGUUCUCCCUUACUUGCCGACUAACUAGGAGAUCCAUCAUUGAAA
Molecule: messenger RNA, 1845 nt
Organism: Dicrocoelium dendriticum
Lineage: Eukaryota; Metazoa; Platyhelminthes; Trematoda; Plagiorchiida; Dicrocoeliidae
Source: the annotation of a GenBank genome assembly